CCAGACCAACCACAUGGUCCAGCAAUACACACACACUCACACAGACACACACACACAGGUAUUUACUGAAACUCUAUACUGCUCAGUCCUGCUUUACUCUAGUACUGAAGUCAGAUGGUACACGGCCAGAUAUGACUGAAAGCUUUUAUUAGUGCUGACUGAUCCCGAGACUGGAUUACCUGACAACUGUUUUUUUGAGCUAGUUGAAUUAAUCUGCUGGAGAAAACACCAUGCCAGGAUCUGUGAAGCUACGCAGCAUCAGGACGUUCGGACACGAGAACGGCUCUUUUGAGAUAUCAGAUGAAGAGCCAAAUGCAGAUUAUAUGACAGUCACAUCCUCUAAGAAGGACAAGAAAUCUAUGGCCGGCAAAAAGAAGGAGGAACAGACAAUCCGCAUCGGGUUCUUUCAGCUGUUCCGGUUUGCUACAUGUCGAGAAGUGUGUAUGAUGGUCUGUGGCAGUGUGUGUGCAGUGCUGCACGGUUCAGCUCAGCCGUUGAUGCUGCUUGUGUUUGGGUUGCUGACGGACACGUUCAUCGAAUAUGACAUUGAGCUGAAUGAGCUCACGGACCCAGAGAAACGCUGCAUCAACAACACCAUCCAAUGGAGGAACCUCUCUGCUGAGGAAAACCUGGAGCUCAACAUGACCAGAACCUGCGGGUUAUUGGAUAUAGAAUAUGAGAUGACCAAUUUUGCAUAUUACUACGUGGGCAUUGGAAGUGGUGUCUUCAUCUUAGGAUAUUUACAAAUCUCCCUGUGGGUGACGUCAGCUGCUCGACAAAUCCAGAUAAUCCGCAGGCUGUACUUUGGCAAGGUGAUGAGGAUGGAGAUCGGUUGGUUUGACUGUAACUCUGUUGGAGAACUGAAUACACGCAUGUCUGAUGACAUCAACAAGAUAAAUGAUGCCAUAGCAGACCAAGUAAGCAUCUUCAUUCAGCGCUUCACCACUUUCGUCUGUGGAUUCCUCAUGGGCUUCGUGAGGGGCUGGAAGCUGACACUGGUCAUCAUCUCUGUAUCUCCACUUAUUGGAGUAGGAGCUGCUCUCAUGGCUUUGUUUGUGGCUAAGCUGACGGGACGAGAACUGCAAGCGUACGCCAAAGCGGGAGCAGUUGCAGAUGAGGUCCUGUCUUCUAUCCGAACUGUGGCAGCCUUCGGAGGAGAGAAGAAAGAAGUGGAGAGGUAUGACCAUAAUCUGAUCUCAGCUCAGCGCUGGGGCAUUAGGAAAGGCCUGAUCAUGGGAUUCUUCACCGGCUACUUGUGGUUCAUUAUAUUCCUGUGUUAUGCACUGGCCUUUUGGUAUGGCUCCAGUUUAGUGGUUGACACACUGGAGUACAGCCCUGGAACACUGCUUCAGGUGUUUUUCGGGGUGCUCAUUGCGGCGCUGAACCUGGGGCAGGCCUCCCCCUGCCUGGAGGCCUUUGCUGCAGGUCGAGGAGCUGCAACCACCAUCUUUGAGACUAUUGAUCGUGAGCCAGAGAUUGACUGUCUGUCUGAGGCCGGGUACAAGCUGGACAGAGUGAAGGGAGAUCUGGAGUUUCACAACGUGACCUUCCACUACCCCUCCAGACCUGAAGUGAAGAUCCUGGAUCAGCUGAACCUGCAAGUGAAGACAGGGGAGACCACAGCGUUUGUUGGACCAAGCGGUGCAGGAAAAAGCACAGCCAUACAGCUCCUCCAGCGCUUCUAUGACCCCAAGGAGGGCAUGGUCACUCUGGAUGGUCAUGAUAUCCGUGGUCUGAAUAUUCAGUGGCUGCGCUCACUGAUGGGCAUCGUGGAGCAGGAGCCAGUCCUGUUCGCCACCACCAUCGCUGAGAACAUUCGAUACGGACGCCCUGGGGUGUCUCAUGAAGACAUUAUCAAAGCAGCCAAAGAAGCAAACGCCUACAACUUCAUCAUGGACUUACCGCAGAAAUUUGACACACUGGUGGGUGAGGGUGGUGGGCAGAUGAGUGGUGGUCAGAAACAGAGGAUCGCGAUUGCACGAGCGUUAGUACGGAAUCCGAGAAUCCUCCUGCUGGACAUGGCUACCUCAGCGCUGGACAAUGAGAGUGAAGCUAUUGUUCAGGAGGCUCUAGACAAGGUCAGAUUGGGUCGUACCACCAUCUCCAUUGCCCACCGUCUGUCGACGAUAAAGAAUGCUGAUGUUAUUGUGGGGUUUGAGCACGGACGAGCUGUGGAGAGAGGGAAACACGAUGAGCUGCUGGACAGAAAAGGCGUUUACUUCACCCUGGUGACCCUGCAGACCCAGGGGGACAAAGCCCUCAACCAGAAAGCCCAGCAGAUGGCAGAGGAGGCAAGUGCAGAAGCAGACACAGAGAAGAGCCUGUCUCGAGCUGGAAGUUAUCGGGCAAGCCUGAGGGCUUCCAUUCAUCGGAGAUCUCGGUCACAGUUGUCCAAUGUUAUUCCAGAGUCCUCAGUACCGAUAGCUGGAGAACUGGGUCCCAGGUCAUACUCUGAGUCCUAUGUUUCCAUAGAGGCCAAAACAAAGGGCAUGCUCCCUGAAGAAGAGGAGGAGGAAGUCGAACCGGCUCCUGUGGCUCGAAUUCUAAAAUACAAUGCCCCCGAAUGGCCUUACAUGUUUUUUGGAUCUAUUGGAGCAGCUGUGAACGGAGGGGUCAAUCCUGUGUACUCAUUACUGUUCAGCCAAAUCCUGGCGACUUUCUCCAUGUCUGACCCUAUUGCCCAGAGAAGAGAAAUCAAUGGAAUCUGCAUGUUCUUUGUCCUGGUUGGUGUGAUCUCCUUUUUCACACAGAUGCUACAGGGUUAUUCGUUUUCUAAGUCUGGGGAGUUGCUGACUCGUAGACUGAGGCGGCUAGGCUUCCAAGCAAUGUUGGGUCAGGAGGUUGGCUGGUUUGACGACCACAGGAACAGCCCUGGUGCCCUUACCACAAGACUGGCCACAGAUGCCUCCCAAGUCCAGGGAGCCACGGGCUCGCAGAUCGGCAUGAUUGUGAACUCUCUGACUAACAUUGGAGUGGCCAUCAUCAUCUCCUUCUACUUCAGCUGGAAGCUCAGUCUGGUCAUCAUGUGCUUCUUGCCUUUUCUCGCCCUUUCUGGAGGCUUUCAGGCUAAGAUGCUCACUGGCUUUGCAAAGCAGGACAAGCAAGCCAUGGAAGCAGCCGGGCAGAUAUCUGGUGAGGCUCUGAACAACAUCCGCACCAUCGCUGGUCUGGGAAAGGAGCGCAGGUUCGUAGAGAUGUAUGAAGCUCAGCUGGAGGCUCCGUACCGCGCUGCUCUGAAGAAGGCAAAUGUAUAUGGUGCCUGUUACGGGUUUGCCCAGUGCGUGGUCUUCAUGGCAAACUCAGCUUCCUAUCGGUUCGGUGGAUACUUGGUCCGUCACGAGGGUCUUCACUUCAGCUUGGUUUUCAGGGUAAUUUCUGCUAUUGUGACCAGUGGAACAGCUUUGGGCAGAGCUUCCUCAUACACGCCUGACUACGCCAAAGCAAAGAUCUCUGCAGCUCGCUUCUUCCAGCUGCUCGACCGCACUCCCAAAAUCAGCGUCUACAGUGACAAAGGAGACAAAUGGAAUCAUUUUAAAGGGGACAUCGAGUUUAUCGACUGUAAGUUCACCUACCCGAGCCGACCAGAUAUCCAGGUGUUAAACGGACUGACUGUGAGUGUAAAGCCGGGUCAGACUCUGGCCUUCGUGGGCAGCAGUGGGUGUGGCAAGAGCACAAGCGUCCAGCUGCUGGAGAGGUUUUAUGAUCCAGACUUCGGAAAAGUGCUGAUUGACGGGCGUGAAUCCUCCCGUAUCAACGUUCAGUUCCUUCGUUCUAAGAUUGGCAUCGUUUCUCAAGAGCCCAUUCUGUUCGACUGCAGCAUCCUAGAGAACAUCCGCUAUGGAGACAACAAGAGGGUGCUCAGCAUGGAUGAUGUCAUCUCUGCAUCCAAAAAGGCCCAACUCCAUGACUUUGUUAUGUCACUUCCUGAGAAGUAUGAAACUAAUGUGGGCUCGCAAGGUUCACAGCUCUCACGGGGUCAAAAGCAGCGCAUCGCUAUUGCUAGAGCAAUCAUACGAGACCCCAAAAUACUCCUUCUGGACGAGGCGACAUCAGCACUGGACACAGAGAGUGAAAAGACUGUACAAGAGGCACUGGAUAAAGCGAGGGAGGGCCGCACUUGUAUCGUCAUCGCCCAUCGCCUCUCCACCAUCCAGAACUCUGACAUCAUAGCGGUGAUGUCACGAGGUUAUGUGAUUGAGAAGGGCACCCAUGAUCAGCUCAUGGCCCUGAAGGGAGCCUAUUACAAGCUGGUCACAACUGGAGCACCAAUCAGCUAACCAAUCAGUAUCUUACAUAACCAGCCAGUGUUUAAUGAUACCUAAGUGGUGUAUGUUCUGUUGUAUCCAUAAGAAUUUGGACAGUGUUUAAAUUUUGCAAUUUUACUUUGGCCAAGUCUGAGCAGAAAAAUAGCUCUAUAUACUUCAGAGUUUAUUUUCUUUCUUCUAGAUGUACUGUAUAUAUUCUAUUUCUAGAUAGCCUUAUGUGCCAAUAAGACACUGCCGCCACCAUGUUUGACAGAUGAUGUGGAAUAAACUCCAGCCCUUAUGUUUUUAAUCUCCAAUGAAAUUAUAAGAGGAUAUGCUAAACUUGGCCAUAAAACUUCUCAUUAAUAAAAUGUCCAAUUACAUUUGAGCCUAUGGAAAUGCAAUAAAUGGCUGCCAUUCUUUAACACUUUAAGGAAUAUUUAUUUUAAAGAGCCACUAAACCAUAUUUUUUUCAAUAAUAGCAGAAAUGUAUACAUCCCAUACAUCACCCAGUUCCCCUCCGAAACUACCGCUCCCAUUUCUUAGCCUUUUUAAAAAUUUGAGCUGAGGGAGGAACCAGCAAAAAUCAGGGCAUUUAUUUACCCUUUAAACUGCUUGAAUUCUUGUCUGCACACUUAAGUCUUAACUUGUAGCAUAAGAUACUAAUCCAGAAGGAAACAUUAAGAAGUGAUUAAGUAAUUUCCAGGUAGAUUAUUAAGAUUAUUAAGAAUGUUUUAUAUUUCAUAUAAUUGUUGUUUUUUUAUGUUGUUAUUAUUGAUAACACAUUGUACAGUCUUUUGUCAUUGUUUCUUUCAGAAAUAUUAGCUUAAUGCAACAUGUUUAUCAGCAUGAUAGAAUUGAAAGAUAUUUUAUUUACACAACAUCAGUUGUAAGGUUUUUGAUUAAUUUGUGAAUAAAAUGUUGGAAAAAUGAA
Astyanax mexicanus (Mexican tetra) is the source of this 5178-nucleotide messenger RNA. RefSeq names its product ATP-binding cassette, sub-family B (MDR/TAP), member 11b (gene abcb11b). NCBI's taxonomy places the organism in Eukaryota, Metazoa, Chordata, Actinopteri, Characiformes, Acestrorhamphidae. The record is from RefSeq and is a predicted model, not a curated record. Bases 231 to 4277 code for a protein of 1348 amino acids. Gene Ontology annotation, biological process: transmembrane transport. Gene Ontology annotation, cellular component: membrane. The transcript has 28 exons. Gene Ontology annotation, molecular function: ATP binding; ATP hydrolysis activity; ABC-type transporter activity.